Molecule: messenger RNA, 2562 nt
Organism: Macrosiphum euphorbiae (potato aphid)
Lineage: Eukaryota; Metazoa; Arthropoda; Insecta; Hemiptera; Aphididae
Source: the annotation of a GenBank genome assembly
AUGUUACGCAGAUCAAAACGUAUUUGCAAGUCAAAAGUAACUGAUGCUGUUCCUGUGGAAGAUAAUUCCGAUGAACCCCCAAUCAAACGUAAACGUGAUCAUCGACUAGACGUUUCUGUUAAGGAUUCAACAACUGAAGAUGACAGUUCUGGAGAUGAAUUUGUGCCAACUGAAAAUACUUCUAUAAAAAGUUCUUGUACUUUAAAUUUAUCAGAAUCGGACAGCGAUAAUGAUGCUCAAGACUCUAACAAGACUGAUGCGAAAGCAUUGGAACAGUCUGAUACUGAAAGUGAAGUUGAUGACAAUGUUUGUCAAACAAAUUUUGAUUUCAACACUCUUUUAAAACCUCAAGAUACCACAGAACUUUCCAAAAGUGAUGUGAAAUCUGAGACUGUUGACACCCUUGUGGAAAAUGGUCUUUAUGAUAAUAUGGAUGUUGCUAAAAUCUUAUCUGUGGGAGAAGGAGUUAAUUUAGGAACAGUUUUAAAUAAUGUUGAUGAUACUGUAGAAGAGGAGAUGAAACGCGAUGAUAACUAUACUAUUCCUGAAAUGGUUGAAAUCACUGUUAAACUUCCCAAUGAUAUGAAGUGUAAAAAAGGUCAAGAUAUGGAAAAUAUUCUCAGGAGACGUAUGAAUACAAUAUGUAAAGAUACUCAAGUUUUAAUUCAUAAAGUAAAUCUUCUCUUAUGGAUAUCUUAUGGGAAUCGGUUGAACAGUGUUCUUAAUUCACCAGAAGUCAUGGGAUCAGCAUUGUCUCUAGUACCUUCUAAAAAGGCAUAUCCACCAAAGCAAUGUGAUUUGAAUUAUUUAGAAAAUUAUAUAAAAUGGUUUUCUAAAAAAAUUAAAAUAUCUUCAAAAACCGAUCCAUUAUGUGAAAUAAAUGUAUUAUCUUUGACAGAUCGGUUUUCAAGAUGUGAAGCUAAAACAAGAUAUGAACUGAUUGCAAUGUUUAUUUCUAUGUUGAGAUCAUUAGGAUUGAAUGUACGGUUAGUGAUAAAUUUAAAUGCUGUCUCAAUCAAACCAAGUUCUGAACAAUUAUUGGGUCCUUUAGUAGAUGAUGAUCAUAAUAUUAUGAAACCAUCUUGUAGUAAAUCUAUUGAAGAUAAUAAAAAGAAAACUCCGUCAAAAUCAGAAUAUUUUGAUAAAAAAUCAAGCAAACUUGGAAAUAGUAAAAAAGGACUUGAAACGAAAAAUUCUAAAAUAGAUAGUAAAAAAAAAAAACCCAAAGGUAGUAAAAUUGUGUAUGAAAAUAUUUCUUCAAGUGAUACGGAAGAUGAGAUUUUUGUAAAAAGCAAAAAAAGUGCUAAAUCUGAGUAUUUUAAUAAAACAUCAAACAAAUCACAAUCUGAUUCAAAAAAAUUAAAAUCUGUAAAUGCCAAUAAAAAAGUAACAAAAAAAAAUGCCAAAAUAAGUGAAAAAAUCGAUCGCCGUGUUCUUUCAACUGAUGAAGAAGACCAUACAACACAGAAUAGUGAAACAGUUGCUAAAAAAAAAGUGAAAAAUGACUUUUGGGUGGAAGUAUUUCUGGAAAUGGAAGAAAAAUGGUUUUCUGUGGAUGUUAUUGGUCAGCGUAUACAUUGCAUCAAAGAAAUAUAUAGUGGUACAUCUCAUCCUAUGCGUUAUGUUUUGGCUUGGUAUAAUGACAAUAGUAUUAAAGAUAUUACAAAACGAUAUGAUCCAUAUUUUCAUACACUAACACGAAAAAUCCGAGUGGAUCCUAAAUGGUGGAAAGCUACUUUACGACCUUACACUCCAACAGGGUCAGCUAGAGAACGCGAGGAAGAUGAAGAACUAAAUAAACAAUUGGAAGAAAUACCAUUACCUAAAACGGUUUCUGAGUAUAAAAACCAUCCAUUGUAUGCCCUAUCAAGACACUUGCUAAAAUUUCAAGCCAUAUACCCGCCGGAACCACCAAUUGUUGGACACGUUAGAAAUGAACCAGUUUAUUUACGAGAAUAUGUCCAUGAGCUUAAUGGUAGAGAAAACUGGCUAAAAGAAGCCCGUGUGGUUAAAAUGGGGGAAAAAUGGUAUAAGCAAGUUAAAGCACGUCCUAGAUUUGAUCGGAAUGGUGUGCGAACAGAUCCUCCACCAUUAGAAUUGUUCGGUUAUUGGCAAACUGAACCUUACGAUCCUCCAACUGCUACUAAUGGUCAAGUUCCUAGAAAUUGUUAUGGCAAUGUUGAUUUAUUUAAACCUUGCAUGUUACCCAAAGGAACUGUUCAUCUUCAACUGCCUGGGUUACUGCGUGUAGCGAAAAAACUAAACAUUGAUUGUGCUCCUGCAGUUAUAGGUUUUGACUUUCACGCAGGUGGUUCCCAUCCAGUAAAUGACGGUUUUGUAGUAUGCGAAGAGUAUAAGGACACUUUAAUAGAUGCAUGGAACCAAGAACUUGAAGAAAGCCGUAAGCGAGAGCAAAAAAGAUAUGAAGAUAGAGUUUAUGGUAAUUGGAAACGAUUAGUAAGAGCUCUUCUUAUUCGUGAACGAUUGAAAAUCAAAUACAAUUAUUUUGGAGGUGAUAAAGAAGGACAGUCUACUUCUAAGACAACUGAUAGUAAAAAAUAA